This is a messenger RNA of Triticum aestivum (bread wheat), 1046 nucleotides long. RefSeq lists its product as uncharacterized. The transcript is spliced from 4 exons. Bases 109 to 444 code for a protein of 111 amino acids. NCBI's taxonomy places the organism in Eukaryota, Viridiplantae, Streptophyta, Magnoliopsida, Poales, Poaceae. The record is from RefSeq and is a predicted model, not a curated record.
UCUCCACCAUAGCCAGCGCUCCCUGGUCAGGCUGCCCUCCCCUUCGUCACCAGCGCGGCCGCUCUCUCACACCCCGUAGGUCAAAGGUUGAAUUUUUAUCCGCCGCUGAUGGUGCUGCUGGGCGAGGAGGCGCUGGAGGCGCUGGAUGCGCGUGCGCCGGCGCUGGAUCUGCUCCGUCUGGCUCCGGCGACCUUACCCCGUGGCUCCGGGACAGGAAGGCUACCCCGACGACAUACAGCGAGGAGGAUGAAGACACCCAGCCAUGGAUUUUUAGCAGCACUCACUCAAGGAAAAAGAGACCUCAACACGCCAAUGGAUGCAGCCAGCCUCCAACUCACCACGCACCUGCACCAACUUGAUGUAGGGAGAGGAGGAGUGAGGCUUCUCUCACGGGAUGACGCCCAGCCAUGGGGCAGCAACAAUCCAAGGUUGCUGUCAAAAUAAGCCUAAAUUCAGAGCCUUCGGAAGUCAAUUACUUUGAGCCUUUGAGUUAGGAGGUAUACCAGUCUCUUUGUAGUUUGCUCUUAAUAAACUCUUCCCUUGGCCAUGAUGAGAUGUUUAAGUCUUUCCACUUAUCAGUUUUUAGUUCCACUUGAAGCGAUGCAUAUUCGAAUACAUUUUCUAGUCCUUUGAGCUGUUGAAUGAAUAAAUGAAAAAGUAUUAGCAUCACAACCGAACAAUAACAGAAAUCGUGUUAUCAAAAGAUGGUGUAGUGGGACUAAUGACUAACCAUAGCGGUGAGGUCUUUGCGGCUCAUUCCUGGGCCUAGCGAGUCGAGCACCUGGAUGCAUCGCUGCCCGGCAUUUAUAACUGCUAGGUACCAAUGGAAGUGUUCAACGUUAACUGGAAUGUAUAUCUGAAAAUAGGGUUUUUGUUAGUUUAGGUCCCAUCUAUACAAACAUUUAUAUGGAACUGAGACUCACCAUAUCAUGUUCCAAAUAAGUUAUAGCCAAUUCAAUUGGGGCAUAGAUAAUGAAAUUUGAUCAUCAUUACCUUGUGAUACAGCUAGCUGUGCCAGUGUUCCGUUAUGUAGGCCAUCUAUUUCC